Wallemia ichthyophaga EXF-994 is the source of this 2808-nucleotide messenger RNA. RefSeq names its product Imitation switch two complex protein 1. The transcript is spliced from 4 exons. The record is from RefSeq and is a predicted model, not a curated record. Bases 1 to 2808 code for a protein of 935 amino acids. NCBI's taxonomy places the organism in Eukaryota, Fungi, Basidiomycota, Wallemiomycetes, Wallemiales, Wallemiaceae.
AUGCCGACGGUGAAACGGCGUCCAGUGGAUCUAAUCCCAAAUCCAGCCAAUGACGAUCCACACGCUCAAGUAUUUUUUAUAGACAGUACUUCAGAGAUAUUCCUGGAUUACACUUCAUAUCUUUCACGUAUUCUUUUCUUAAGAGAGCACAUAUUCCAAUGCUCUAAUUCUGGCAAGAAUAAUCUCACUUAUGCUGAGGCUUUGGCCUCCGAGUUAUCCGAAGCUAAGAAGAUGGAAGCUCGUUUCCAGCCAGCCAUAAGAGGCCCAAUCCUCCGCUCUGCUGCUUUUCAGGUCAUGGGCCGUCUCGACAGCCUCGUCGAUCAUAUCUUUGAACGCUUCAAGAAUCGUUUCUGGCCAGGCGAGAGCUUAUUCGUUGAUUUACAAGGCCAAAAGUACUUUGCCAGAGUUAUUAACGUCUAUCCACCCAAGGAAAUCGUCCAUUACAUCCAACAACAUCGCGAGCCUGAUGCUAAACGUGUCAAGACGGAUCCUACUGACGAUUCUAUAAGAGAAGCUAGCGGCCUCAAAACCUCUGAGCUACAUAGAAUGGGCGUUGACUUGGAAAUCCCUCAAGCAGAAGCAGACGCUGCAGACCCUCCACUUUCCUAUUACUACACUGUUCAAUUAGCUGGAAAGGAUGACAAAUUUAGUGGCUCUUACAUGGAGUUGAAAGCUGCUUCGUUAUCACGUGAUAGAUUGAUGUUCUCAAAGUCUAUUCUUCGCAGAUAUCUUCGUGAUACUCUCUAUCGCUCAACGGCUGUAGGCGCCCCUUGGCGUGUCAAGCCUGAAAUUGCCAGAACUUUCAAUAUACCUGAGGAAGUCACCCUUGAAGCAAAACAUAAAAGUGAUGUUGACCGUAAAUUUAAGCUCGAAGAGAUGAAGAAGCUUUUAGAAGGCAAGCCACGGGAGCCAAUAAUUGAACAGCCACAAUUACCUGCUCCUGAUCUAAAACCACGUGCUAAACCGCGAACAAAGGCUGUCAAAAAAGAAUAUGGUAUCCUCCCCGACGUAAAAACUGUAGUGGCUGCAGUCAGAGAUAAGGAAAAGAAGAAAUCAACAAAAUACCCCUGCGAAGAUUUAGAUAUAAUACUCACUACACGAGAGAUCAACGCUAGAUCAAAAGAGAAUUCAUUAGUUAGACCAACACCUACAAUCCCCAUUUCUGCAUCGCAUAGCACAUUUGAUAAAUUAUUACAAGUAUGGUCAUUCUUAAAUAUAUUCGAGAUUCCACUGCAUUUGUCAAUCUUCACUUUGGAUGAUUUGACCAACGUUUUACAACUAACAACUACAGAACAGGGCGUACCUGAACUUUUGACGGAAAUUCACGUAUGUUUAGUUAACAUGCUCAUUCGCGAACGUGAUCAUGUUGAAGGUAUGACAGAAGCUCCACUUAAUGAAGAGGCUUCUGCCGAUCAAGAAUGGGUACUUGGGACUGUUGAUAGAUAUGGUAACGCUUGGACCCGCAAGCUUAUCAGUGAACAAUCCGAGCGUAAAGAACAAUGGUUGAGGGCAACUGUGGGAUGUCUGAGAGGACAUCUCACUAAUGAGACACAUGCUCAGUACAGGCGAAUCUUUGCCCAUCUUUUUCCUCCAAAGAUCCUUGACUCGAAUUCUGAUAAAAAACAUGGUUCAACGUCUUCGUUGUCGUCAAUGGAAGAUGAAGCAAGGCCCGAAGAGAGAUACUUUACUCUUUCAUUCGAUGACAAGCUCCUUCUGCUGUCGGCUUUAAUCGAUAGAGUAAAAAUGACAAAACAUAUAAGGAACUUUGUCGACAAGGCUGAACCUCAAUUGACAGAGCUUCGAAAGGAAAAGGUAGAUCUUAACAGAGAGAAAAAGAAGUUGACGGAAAAGUUAGAAGGAAAUGACAAGUCCAAUUCGCAAGCACCACCUGCUGGAGCUGAUGGGGCACCCGAGAUUGCUCCUGAUUCUGUUCCAGCGCAGCCAUCUACUUCAGAACAAGCUUCCGAACCAGUAGCCGAUAAUCAUUCUGAGGGUUUGAGCGAACCUCCACCAGCCGACGAAGAAGCUAAUGGAGAGGAUGAAGAUGACGAGGAGGUGGACCAGCUCGAAUCUGACAGUAAUGAAGACAAGGAAGAAAACGAAGUAGAAGAUGAUGCAAUGGAAACUGAAGACAACACAAAAGCAGAACCAGAGCCAGUAGAGCUUACGCCGGAGGAAGAAGUCGUGCGCUUGUCUAACAGAGUUGAGGAAGUUGACAAUGAAUUUAGAUCUACUCACGGAACUCUGCGCUUGAGACCACUUGGUGAAGACAGAUUUUAUAACACUUAUUGGUUCUUUGAUGGACUUGGUAGUCGACCAUUACAAGGUACGGCCUCAAAACCAGGAGAUGGUUACGAGACGGGCAGACUGUUCGUUCAUAGGCCACAUCUGCCAGAUCCUGCUGUUAUGUCAGCGUCUCACGAGUUAAUUUCACGCUUGAUGGAGGACACAGAAAGUGAUUUACGUAAAGACGAGAAUCUCUAUGCGCAAGUGGAGAAGGACAUAACGAAUUUGCUGACCGAUAGGAGGAAAGAGGAGGAAGGUGAGCCGGGUAUGCUUCAACCAGGUGAAUGGGGUGCAUUUGACUCAAUGGGUGAGAUCAGGAGUCUCAUGAACUGGUUUCAGCAGAAGGGUAAUCGUGAGCUUGCACUAAGAAAUUCGAUACAAAGAUGGUGGCCUUGGUUAGAGCGUAGCAUCAAUAGCCGUAGAGAGCAUCUAGAUGGAAAUGCGCAAGAUGUCAAGAUGGAGAUCGAUGGCAUGUCAUCUUCUAUGUCUUAUCGCAGCUGGAAAAAUAAGCGAAGAAAUUAG